AUGUCAUAUUUCAGUAUUCUUAAAAAGCACAAAGUGACAGUUCCACCCUUCUGGACUGAUCAAUCUUACUUCCUUAGAGACGGCUUCAUAAUGGGCUUUACUCUUGAAUUCAUUUUCUUAUACUUCAAUGCAUAUGAUUCUUUCACAAGAAAAGCAACAAUAAAAUGCCUUGAGAGAGUUAGAUAUAGUGAUUAUAAACUCAAAGAGAAAAUCAAGUUAGACGAAAUUAAAGAGGAAAAGAAGCGGAAACUUUAGUAAUUAGAGGAACUGAAUGAACGGCAUCAAAUGUAAUAGUUAGCAAGGGAAAGUAAACCCUCUUUCUGA
Messenger RNA from Stylonychia lemnae, 324 nucleotides. NCBI's taxonomy places the organism in Eukaryota, Ciliophora, Spirotrichea, Sporadotrichida, Oxytrichidae. The record is from the annotation of a GenBank genome assembly.